Elaeis guineensis (African oil palm) is the source of this 1280-nucleotide messenger RNA. Its product is annotated as BRI1 kinase inhibitor 1. Gene Ontology annotation, cellular component: plasma membrane. The record is from RefSeq and is a predicted model, not a curated record. Lineage: Eukaryota; Viridiplantae; Streptophyta; Magnoliopsida; Arecales; Arecaceae. Gene Ontology annotation, molecular function: kinase inhibitor activity.
UAGACCGAGGGGAUCCGCUAUUAAUAUUUCUUGGUAGCAUUCACCUCUAAUUCUAAGAACACUUAACUUUCUGACUUGACUAAAACUCUUGCUUUCUGACCUCUUACUAAUAUUUCUUGCCAACUUGCAACUCUAAUUCUAAUUACUUGACUAAUCCUCUAACAUUUUGACCUCUUCCUCAACCCCCUCACCCUCUCUCCAUCUCCUUCACUACCGUCCAUUCUCCUUUUCUUAGCCUCAAGAACUCUUUAGUCUUGCACCCUUUCUAGGCUCCAUAAAAGUUAGCUUCUGACCUGCCUCACAGAGCAUAUUUGGGCCAUGGACGCACACAAGCCCCAAAGAGGAGAGAGAGAAGCCAACCAAGGAUCAAAAGAAGAUGAGGAAACUCUCCCACCACCUCUGCCUCCAUCCUCCAACUCUUCCCCUUCCCAUGACUUCUCCUUCUCAAUCUCUGUACUCCCUUCUUCCAUGUCAUCACCGAACCCCAUCAAAUGCAACAAGGCCAUGCUAUCCACUGCUGUCGACAUGGCCCCGGCCGACGACAUCUUCUUCCAUGGCCACCUCCUUCCCCUCCACUUCGUGUCCUAUUCCUCCAUCUCUCCCCGCCCUUCCGACAUCUCCAUCGAAAACCUUAGCCUUCCUCUUGAGUACCAAAACAACUAUCGCCAUAACAACACCGAGACUGGCGAGACCAGGGAGAGAACCAAGUUCAAGUCCUUGUCUUCCUUCUUCGGGCUUGUAAAGUGGAGGAAGGCGAGUGACCCAGGAGAAAAAGAGGAGGAGAAGAAGAAGAAGAAGGGAAUUGACGUGAGCCGGUUCCUAAAAAAGUAUGUUACUAUGCUGGAGCUUUUCUUCUUCUUUAAGGGAAAGAAGGAGAAGCGUGACCUUCGUCGCAGACAUUACUCCAUCUCGGGAUAUUCGAACCCAAAGGAGAGGGUUGGAUGGAGGAGAAGAAGAGGUGAAGUCUCUGCACCAGCCUCUAUGAGAACGUCUCCGACGAACAGCGGCCUCCUCUCGGCCUACUCGGACGUGAGCACGAUGGAAGAAUUCCAGAGUGCGAUCCAGGCAGCCAUAGCGCACUGUAAGAAUUCUACUGCACCGAAGGAGGAGAAAUGAACUAGUUGAGAUAAGGAAGCAAAAAAAAAAAAAGGCAAAAAGCGUUACUGUCUUGUUUCGUUACGUGUAUAAAGACUUAACUACAUGAAUCACAAGAAACGUAUACUCAAAUUAGUAGAUUUGCCUUGAAUUUAUUAAUUUAACCGAGCAUCCAUAUCUUGGUA